Messenger RNA from Sciurus carolinensis (gray squirrel), 2419 nucleotides. RefSeq names its product lin-52 DREAM MuvB core complex component (gene Lin52). The record is from RefSeq and is a predicted model, not a curated record. The transcript is spliced from 6 exons. Gene Ontology annotation, biological process: regulation of DNA-templated transcription. Gene Ontology annotation, cellular component: DRM complex. The coding region runs from base 159 to 509 and encodes 116 amino acids. Lineage: Eukaryota; Metazoa; Chordata; Mammalia; Rodentia; Sciuridae.
GCACGAGGGGAGUGACUAUCGCCGAGGGCGGGGAUAGGCAAAUAUUGCCCUAUGGGGGGUUAACGAGACUCAGUCACAAGUUGGGGAUAGGGUGUCUCUUUGGGGGCGUGGCUUGUGAAUCCUCGCUUUCCCGCCGACGGUUGGCCACGUCACGUGACAUGGGUUGGAAGAUGGCGUCUCCCACAGACGGGACAGAUUUGGAAGCAUCUUUGCUAAGUUUUGAAAAACUUGACCGUGCCUCACCAGAUCUUUGGCCAGAACAAUUACCAGGUGUUGCUGAAUUUGCAGCUUCCUUCAAAAGUCCUAUUACUAGCUCUCCACCCAAAUGGAUGGCUGAAAUAGAACGUGAUGACAUUGACAUGUUGAAAGAACUGGGGAGCCUCACCACAGCUAAUUUGAUGGAGAAGGUACGAGGCCUACAGAACCUGGCCUAUCAACUGGGGCUGGAUGAGUCCAGAGAGAUGACAAGGGGAAAAUUCCUCAACAUCUUAGAGAAACCCAAGAAGUAGCAACAGCUCGUGGACAGGUGUCCUGGGGACUCUUCCCAGUGCAGCUUUUCCUCAGGAGAGGCCAGAGGCUGUACCUCAGGACUGCCCCUCUGCCCUGCUCCUGGCACUCUGUGUCUCUGAGGAGAUUCAGUGACCAGAGAAGAAUCUGCUCUACCCAAGGAUCAUCACAGUUACUCCGUCAGCUUCUUAACCUUGGAUAUUGGUAACACCAGAGGUCCUAUCAUCCUUAAAGGUCAAAGUCACCCUUUUUCAUUUCCGGAAGUGAUUCAGGAGCCCCAGGAUCUUCUAGUUGAUUUGAUUCCAUGAUGGCGAAGUCACUUGUGACACAUUGAUUGGAUGGGUUCUUUUGAGUUGAACUGGAUCUUUUAGGAAGUAUUUAUGAUGUGAGGAGAUUAGAGACCAACUAGGUUCUGGAUUAGACCAUGCAGCCUGAUCUGUGAACUCUCCAAUAUAAAAUAGGUUCCAAGAUGUUUCAGCUGGAAAAACCAGAAUCUUCUUGAAAUUUACAUUGGCUUUUAAAUUCUAUACCUCUCAUUAUAGUCCUACCCUCAACACUGUUCAUUCCCCACCUCCCAGGCCUGACUCCAGGCAAGGGGAUCCCUGAGUAGGGUGUCGCUCCUUGAAUCAGCUUGAGAAGUGAAAGGUCCAUGCUAGGUCGCAUUGGGUUGCAGACCUCAAGACAAAUAUGAAGAUGACCUACUGGACUUUUGAGCUCUAGUUAAUCAGUUACAGAUCUAAGUGAAGGAGUCAGUAUGGCCUGAUAGAUAGGAAAAGGACAUGAUUUAUGGGAGUUUCCAUUUGAUUGAAAAGUAGAAUCCUAAUCAAUCUAGUGUGUGCUAUGGGAUGGUGACAAUGUUUUGUCCACCUCAGGCCCUCAUGGCACAUAUCAGAUACUUCACAGAAACAUGUACACACACACACACACACACACACACAAACACACAAAAGAUGAGGAGAAUUUCCUCAGUUAAAUACAGUUUUUCAUGGUGUUCUUAGCCAAUUAUUUAUAAAAACCUGAAAAUUUCACCCCAGAGUAAAAUCAAUUGCACAUCUUCUGAUGUUUUGAAAAGUACACAGGGUUUCCUGAAUUUCAUGGAAAGAAUAUUCCUGUGGUAAUAAUCGGAGGGAGUUUGGACACAAACUUGUAGUCAAGUUUGUGGUCUUGAAUGUCUGCUAGCGCAUAGCACUCUUCAAUUUAAUGGCUGAUCUUUAGCCAUUUGAUGACAUUCGUGCUGAUUUCCCAUGCUAGAAUUAACAUUAGUUUUUACUCUUGUUUGUGUCACUUGACCAACCAGGUAGUCUUACUUUUGGGGGGGAGGAAAGAAAGAGAGAGAGAGAUAAUUGAGCAUGAGACACAAAGGGCAAGAGGGAAAAGGAAACCAUUCUUUCUGGUUGGUCGCUACCCAGGAGGUCAGUUGUGGAGGCUUUAAUUUUAAGUUAAGCUUAUGACUGAUGUUUCUUGAUCUCCCUAAAUGCGAUUGAAGAGCUUAUGCGCAUGUGUGUGAUCAAAAAAUAGUACCAUUAACGUCAAAUUUUUUCUUUGCUCUGUUUUCGAGAGUUGAUAAUGUCAGGCACUUUUACGUGUUUGGGGAAAUUGAGAAGUAUGUGGAGAAUACUGGGAUACCUCCCCCAAACCAACUCAAGUCUGUAACCGGAAGCCAGGUAGUUGGUUUUCUGAUCUGCUUUGGCCUCCUCCUUUUACUGUCAUCUUUUUCACCAGCACUUAAUGUAAGUAGAUGUUUUAGAAUUGCGAUAUUUAUUGGUUUUGUAUUUGUCAUCCUUAGAAAUGUUAAUGAUGUAUUUUUAUAUUGAUAAUAUAAAUUUAUGUACAGUGUAUACGUGUAUAUUUCAAAAUGUUAGAGGAUUGUACUUUGUAUAUGAUGUUUUCUGUCUUCAUAAUAAAUAUGUCC